GGUGAUAACACCGCAACAGUCUGUCUCUGUAGUCGCAAUGGCCACCUACACGGUUCUGUGUGUUGUGUUGUUUAUUUCAGUACUGACGUGUUUGAGCUGUAAACCGUUAACUGAAGACCCGUGUAUUUACACGACAAGUGAUGGGGUUAUUGACCUGUCUCCGCUGGCUAGUGACAACGAAACAGCCAGGUUCAGUGUCCUAGAUUCCCACACUAAUUACCAAUAUCUGUGGAGCCCCUGCCACCCAUUCACCGAAGACACCGUCUGUGAAAAUGCAUCGGUCUGUCAAUACAUCGUGUCUAUUGACUUCUACGUAUUAAUGGCACAACAAGACGGUGUCCUGCAGCAUGACAUCAACACGGGGCAGAACGUCCUGUUUUAUGUGGGGACCGACCCCCGAGAUCACUCCACUCGGCAGACGUACAUACAUCUGAUUUGCAGCCCUGACGAGCCCGGGGAGUUGGAGUUUGACAGAGAGGAACCGAUGGACACAUAUCAUCUGAACCUGACAAGCAAAUAUGCCUGCAUGUCAUCAGCUCCAACGACUACAUCAACGACAGCCUCCACAACUGCGUCAACAAGCACUUCCCAAAGAAACGUAACCUCGGGGACGACCGUGACGUCCCCUACCACCUCCUCUCCAACCACGACCUCCUCUCCCACCACGACCUCCUCUCCCACCACGACUACCUCUCCCACCACGACUACCUCUCCCACCACGACUACCUCUCCCACCACGACCGCCUCUCCGACCACGACAUCCUCUCCCACCACGACCUCCUCUCCCACCACGACCUCCUCUCCGACCACGCGCCAUACGUCGACAGCAGGACCACCAGCGUGUGUGUACGCGACACGUGACGGAGUCAUUGACCUGUCUCCGCUGGCUGGUGGCAGUCGAACAGCCAGGUUCAGUGUCCUAGAUUCCCACACUAAUUACGAAUAUCUGUGGAGCCCCUGCCACCCAUUCACCAAAGACAUCGUCUGUGAAAAUGCAUCGGUCUGUCAAUACAUCGUGUCUGUUGACUUCUACGUAUUAAUGGCACAAGAAGACGGUGUCUUGCAGCAUGACAUCAACACGGGGCAGAACGUCCUGUUUUAUGUGGGGACCGACCCCCGAGAUCACUCCACUCGGCAGACGUACAUUCAUCUGAUUUGCAGCCCUGACGAGCCUGGGGAGUUGGAGUUUGACAGAGAGGAACCGAUAACCAUAUAUCAUCUGAGCCUCAGAAGCAGAUAUGCCUGUAUGUCAUCAGCUCCAACAACUACAUUAACGACAGCCUCCCCCACAGCUACGUCUACAAGCCCUUCCCAAAGGAACGUAAGCUCAGGAACCACAGUGACGCCUCUCACGCCGCCCUCCCCUGCCACGCCCACUCCAGGACCACGACCUUCACCCAAGCCUUACAACCUCAUGACCAUCACCAUUCUGCUGUUCUGUAUUCUAAUCGCGCUGUGCAUAUUGAACUGUAUGAUCUGCCUUGGCCUGAUCACGCGACAGUCAGCUUCCAGUGGGCGUGUACCUGUCUCCUCACCUGGCCACACCAACCAGGCCUUUGAAAAGAAACCGUUGAACUAAGCAUGUUGAACUUCAGUGCUUUUAAUCGAAAUGAUAUUAA
Messenger RNA from Haliotis rufescens (red abalone), 1619 nucleotides. Its product is annotated as mucin-17-like. Gene Ontology annotation, cellular component: trans-Golgi network. Lineage: Eukaryota; Metazoa; Mollusca; Gastropoda; Lepetellida; Haliotidae. The transcript has 10 exons. Bases 38 to 1579 code for a protein of 513 amino acids. The record is from RefSeq and is a predicted model, not a curated record.